This is a messenger RNA of Racocetra persica, 261 nucleotides long. Lineage: Eukaryota; Fungi; Glomeromycota; Glomeromycetes; Diversisporales; Gigasporaceae. The record is from the annotation of a GenBank genome assembly.
ACAAGUAAUCGUAUUAACGAUUUAAUAGCUGAUUUACGAAGACAAGUAGUAACUUUAACAGUAUCUUCUUCAACAUCAGCAAAUAAUAACAAAGAUAAAAUUAUAACAAUUUUUAAUAAUUUAGGUAUUAACCCUCCUCAAGAUCAACAAUUAUCACAAUUAACAGUUGAUAAUUUACUUGAUAUAAUUAUUACUAUAACUGUUGAUAUUCAAAAUAUUGGUACUAUACCAAGAGAUUUAAACAAUUUUGAUACUUUUUAA